AUGCGUCGAGUCUUCCAUCCCACAAUCCAUCUCGGAGAUGCCAAGGGAUCGGGAGCCACAAGACCAUCUGGAGUUAAGCUGUUGCUGCUAAACCAGCCGAUCUAUCGGCCAGAUCUUCUCUUCCAACUUUGGGAGAACAGCCUAGCACGCGUCUGUGCUGAUGGAGCCGCCAAUCGAUUGUUUGAUGCCUUCGCUCCGGACCAGUCGGAGACGCGGAGGACAUAUUUACCGGACGAGAUUGUGGGCGACUUAGACUCCAUUCGGGAUGACGUCAAGUCUUACUACGCACGGGAGCAGGUUCAGGUCACUUUCGUUGACGACCAAGAAAGCACGGAUUUUGGCAAGGCUAUGCGAUCAUUGAAAUCUAGCACUUAUCAAGCUACUACAGAUAUCAUGGUUUUUGGUGGUAUCGGUGGACGGAUCGACCAAGGGAUCGGCCUGCUACACGAGAUCCUUCGUGAGCACCAUCACGACCCUCAGACGCGGCUGUGGUUGAUCUCGGAGUCGAGCAUCUCAUUCUUGCUUCUGCCAGGAGAGAACAUUAUCGAGACCAAAUUCUCACAGGGCUACUUCACUCACCAGGCGGGGGUCUUGCCUAUCUACGGUCCCGCAACCAUCACCACCCAAGGGUUCGAAUGGGAUGUGAACAACUGGUUUACGUCCAUGGGCGGACGGGUAAGUACAAGCAACCAUAUUGUCCAAGACACCGUGUGUGUCACAACAGACAAGAUGGUUUUGUUCACGGUCGAGAUAGCCCACGACCUCCCAAAAAUGGGCUGA
Eremomyces bilateralis CBS 781.70 is the source of this 780-nucleotide messenger RNA. RefSeq names its product thiamine pyrophosphokinase. The coding region runs from base 1 to 780 and encodes 259 amino acids. The record is from RefSeq and is a predicted model, not a curated record. Gene Ontology annotation, biological process: thiamine metabolic process; thiamine diphosphate biosynthetic process. NCBI's taxonomy places the organism in Eukaryota, Fungi, Ascomycota, Dothideomycetes, Eremomycetales, Eremomycetaceae. The transcript is spliced from 2 exons. Gene Ontology annotation, molecular function: thiamine binding; ATP binding; thiamine diphosphokinase activity.